Messenger RNA from Ctenocephalides felis (cat flea), 1331 nucleotides. Its product is annotated as dual specificity protein phosphatase MPK-4-like. The record is from RefSeq and is a predicted model, not a curated record. Gene Ontology annotation, biological process: protein dephosphorylation. Gene Ontology annotation, cellular component: nucleus. Bases 201 to 1331 code for a protein of 376 amino acids. The transcript has 10 exons. Gene Ontology annotation, molecular function: protein tyrosine/serine/threonine phosphatase activity. NCBI's taxonomy places the organism in Eukaryota, Metazoa, Arthropoda, Insecta, Siphonaptera, Pulicidae.
CUCGGAUCUGAGAUUUGAUUUGUAAUACAGCAAUUAACUGCAAUGUGUAAUUAAACAUCAGUUUGAUAUUAGUUCGUUAAUACAUGAGUGAUGUUUCUAAUUAAUUAUUUGAUAUAAAUCAAAAUGCGGCAAAAGAUGAAAAAAAUACUUUGUCACCUGAAAAUGAUCUCUUCCUAUUUUUCAUUAGUAUAUUAAUUGAAAUGGAAAAAGUUAGGAAAGAAGCUGUGUUAACUCGGGAUGAUUUUGAUGGUGGGCCGGUUAGCCUUGAUCUAAUAGAAGAAAAUUUAUAUUUAGGUAAUGUUACAGCUGCAUGUGAUAUUCCCACUUUAACAGAAUUGAAUAUUAAAUAUAUUUUGACAAUAGAUUCAGUUCCAUUACCUCGACAUAUAACUGAAAAUGAAAAUUUUAUUACCAAAUAUAUUCAAAUUACUGAUAUUCCUAAAGAAGAUAUUUUAUCAGUAUUUGAAUGCACAAACAUGUUUAUAUCUGAAGCAUUGGACAAUAAUCUAACAAUAUUAGUACAUUGUUAUUAUGGAAUGUCUAGAAGUGCAGCCAUAAUUAUUGCAUAUUUUAUGAACAAAUACAAUUUACAAUAUGAGGAAGCAUAUCAAAGAGUUAAAUCAAAAAGAAACCUCGUAAGCCCAAAUCCAGGGUUUAUUACGCAGUUGAAGCUUUAUGGCAGUAUGGGUUCGAAAAUAGACAGAACGAACAAUAAAUAUAAAAUGUAUAGGCUUAAAAUUGCUGCAGAUAAAGUUAGAAAAGUUAAAAUAUUACCUCAAAGUUGUAUGGAGCUCAUACAACCUGAUCCAGCAUUAUUGCAAGAAAGGCCUGAUCCAUUAGUUUAUAGAUGCAGAAAAUGUAGAAGAAUUUUAGCUUGCCAAUCAAAUGUAAUUACACAUAAAAAAGGAAAAUCAGUAGAAGAUAUGAGCAACACAUCUCAAAAUGAUGAAAUAAAAACUAUGUCAGAUAUGAGUGCAUCAGAAAAUGAGAUAACUAAUUCUUCAAUUAGUGGAGAUGAUGUUGCAACAAUUGGUUCUAAAACAAAAUCAACAUCAGAAAAUAGUCAGUCGAAUGAGAGCAUAAACAUUCCAAAUAUGAGAUCAAACUGUUCCCAAACUUAUUUCGUUGAACCAAUUGCAUGGAUGAAAGAAGUUACUCAUAACACUCAAGGUAAACUGUAUUGUCCUCAUUGUAAAAAUAAACUUGGCAGCUUCAAUUGGCUUAUGGGAUGCCAAUGCCCUUGUGGAACGAAAGUGUCACCUGCAUUUUAUCUAGUCCCUUCAAAAGUAGAAUGGUCAAAUGUUGUUCAAAAUAUAGAAUCUACAAUAUAG